AUGUGGUGGGAAAUUUCGCUGCGCCGCGAUGUGAUCGUCCAUCCCCGGCAUAUGGAUCCUUCCGGCGGCCAUCGGCGCUGGAUCAUCCAGACGCUGCUAGAGGAUAUGGAGGAUCUCCAAUGCAGCCGCGAGCACGGCUACUAUGUCGCGCCCACGACGCUGUCCAAGGUGAGCGGGGGCAUGAUCAGGGAGUCCGGCGGCGUCUCCUACAAAGUGGAUUUUAAGUGCAUGGUCUUCAAGUUGAUCAAGAACGAGAUCGUGGAGCUGGAGAUCGAGAAUGUGAAGCAGAGUGGCGCCGAGGCCUCUUGCGGCCCUUACACUGCGAUCUUUCUCCACCACAGCCUCAUGACUGGGUUUGUCUACUCCAACGAGAACGGCCCGUGUUUCAAGAACAGCGAUGGUGUGGUGAUCUCCAAAGGUUGUGCUGUUCGAGCGAAGAUCCUGGGAGGGCAGUUCAUGGGCGAUGGAGCGAAUGAGUUCCUAGAGUGUACACUGCAGGAAAUGAAGGUUGGUGCUACGACGGACGACGAAGCAACCGCUUCUCUUCUCUGUCAGUGUAAGUCAUUUGCACGAUGGAUGGCUACUCUUUUCUUUGCUCGAUCUAAUGCUAUUUGGCCAGAAGUGCUGCACAACAAUCCAGCCAACUGGUGCUCCGAACAAAGCGAACACGCAAAGUGA
Molecule: messenger RNA, 678 nt
Organism: Selaginella moellendorffii
Lineage: Eukaryota; Viridiplantae; Streptophyta; Lycopodiopsida; Selaginellales; Selaginellaceae
Exons: 3
Coding region: 1-678 (225 amino acids)
Biological process (GO): positive regulation of nuclear-transcribed mRNA poly(A) tail shortening; positive regulation of translational initiation; transcription initiation at RNA polymerase II promoter
Cellular component (GO): RNA polymerase II, core complex; P-body
Molecular function (GO): single-stranded RNA binding; translation initiation factor binding; single-stranded DNA binding
Source: RefSeq, a predicted model, not a curated record